This is a messenger RNA of Trichomycterus rosablanca, 1125 nucleotides long. It is a transcript of the gene s100b, whose product is annotated as S100 calcium binding protein, beta (neural). Lineage: Eukaryota; Metazoa; Chordata; Actinopteri; Siluriformes; Trichomycteridae. The coding region runs from base 91 to 378 and encodes 95 amino acids. Gene Ontology annotation, molecular function: S100 protein binding; RAGE receptor binding; calcium ion binding. The record is from RefSeq and is a predicted model, not a curated record. Gene Ontology annotation, cellular component: cytoplasm; nucleus. Gene Ontology annotation, biological process: positive regulation of cell population proliferation; positive regulation of canonical NF-kappaB signal transduction. The transcript is spliced from 3 exons.
CUGUCCUUUCUUUAUUCCUCAUCUGACCACCACAUAUCACUUUGUUCUUUUCUAUUCCUGCUUGGUUCGUCUACACGAGUGUGUGUAAACAUGUCGGAUUUAGAGCACUGCCUCGACACCAUCAUCCAUGUCUUCCAGAAAUACUCUGAGAAAGAAGGAGAUAAACACACACUGAAGAAAAGUGAGCUGAGGGAACUGCUUACACAUGAACUGCCAUCACUCACCCAGAAUAUAAAAGACCCGUCCUCGUUUGAUUCUCUGAUGGAGAGCCUCGAUGCUGAUGGAGACGCCGAGGUCGACUUUCAGGAGUUUAUGACCUUUGUCGCCAUGGUGACCAUAUGCUGCAAUGAGUUCUUCGAACAUCACGAGGAUGAAUGAGAUGAAACAGGAGAUGAUAAAGAAUCAAAGGAUUUCACUGGUUUAGUCUAUAUGGAUGUAAGAUUAAAUGUAAAUGUAGUCUUGUAGAUGUGCAUUUAUAACUUCUCUUUAUUACAAUUAAUAUUAUUUGUAGUGGUAAAUGAUUGAUAGAAUGUGGCUGGUUUAUCUUACCAGACUAUAUUUUACAGACUAACUGGUUUUGACUCACUUUAUCUGGUUUAUCUGAUUUAAUUAAUCUAAAAAAAUCUAACUGAUUUUGACUCAUGUUGGCUUGUUAACUGGGUUUCUCUUGACUGUGUCUGUUUAGUUGGACAGGUUUUAACCGAACUUUACUAAGUGGUUUUGACUGACUUGUUUUUAAUCAAGGCUGUAAUCACAAUAUAUAUUGAUUAGGAUUUACUGGGUCCCAACUUUAUUGUGUUACUGGUUAUAUGCUGUGUUUUAGUUUGAAAUGUAAAUCAGUAAAGACUUCAAUGAUAGCUGCUAAAAGUAAAUUUAAAGCCUUUGACAAAUCAACCAUUUAUUUAGAGCAACCAAAGUAGAAUACUUCAUUUUGAUGGGCCAAUCAAGGCAUUGUGGAGUUGUGUUACUGUAUUUCUAAAUUUGUGUAACAAGAAAUUGUUUAUGUGUCUACGUAUUCACCAAGUUACUGUUCACCUUGUCGUUAUUUACCAUCAUUGGAAAUGUAAGUGGGGAAUUAUUGUACUUUCAAGCUUGUAACCAAUAAUAAAAUUAUUUCAAAUUACA